UUGUCAUCAUCCGGCCAUCCGCGACGCAUAAAUACGAGCAGGCAGCAACUCAGCAAGGCGCGAAGACACCCGAGCCGCCGAGCGCACCACUGCACUUGCAGCAGGAACAAGAAGCUAAUCGCGAGAAUGGCUGCUGUGCCGGCAUGGCUCUUGUCCUCGCUGGCCUCACUGGGCGCCCUCUAUGUCUCUGCCGUGGCCAUCCGCUUCCUUUCCUACUUGGCGCUCAUCCUGCGGCGGCCCAAGGACCUCCGCUGCCGCUACGGCUCCUGGGCCGUGAUCACGGGCCCGACGGCCGGCAUCGGACGGUCCAUGUCCCUGGAGCUCGCCCGGCGCGGCCUCAACCUCGUCCUCGUGGGCCGCGACCCCGCCAAGCUCCGCGACAUCUCCGAAACCAUCUCCAGCACCCACGCCGUGCAGACCAGGACCGUCCUCUUCGAUUUCUCCCUCGCCUCCACUCCCCAAGGGGAGAAGGCGGUGCGGCGACUCCGGGAGGCGGUGGAGGGGCUGGACGUGGGGGUGCUGGUGAACAACGCGGGCGUGGCGAAGCCUGGCGCCGUGUACCUGCACGAGGUGGCCGUGGAGGCGUGGGUGAGGAUGAUCCGGGUGAACCUGUGGGCGCUGACGGAGGUGACGGCGGCGGUGCUGCCGGGGAUGGUGGAGCGGGGGAAAGGCGCCAUCGUCAACAUCGGCUCCGGGUCCGGGUCGCUGCUCCCUUCCUACCCGCUCUACUCCGUCUACAGCGCCACAAAACGGUACGCCGCGGGCUUCUCACGGAGCCUCGCCGUGGAGUACCGGAGAAAAGGGAUCGACGUGCAGUGCCAGGUCCCGUUGCUCGUGGAGACCAACAUGGUGUCCAACGACGUGAAGGGGAGCUUCGUGCCGCAGUUCGUGCUGGCCCCGGACGCCUACGCCCGCGACGCGGUGGGGUGGAUCGGGCAUGGCACGCUGUGCGUGCCCAGCGUCGCCCACCGCUUCCAGGCUUGGACUAUCAGCCUCUCGCCAGAUUUCGGCUACGACGCCCACAUCCUGAACAAGCAUCUGCAGCACAGAGACAUCUUUCGGAGGCUCAGGCCGUGGAGGAAGAAUUCGCAGGGGAAUUCACGGAACGGGUCUGUCGACGUUGCUACUCAGCAGGACAAGUCUGGUGUGUGUUCGGAAGCUCCAACCAGCGGCUGAUACAAAUGUUGUACACACACGUACGUCACGUACACAAGGCAUCCAUAAUACUCCACGUCUCCACCCAGUAAACCGUAGAGUCUAUUGAUUUUCUACAUCAUGCAUCCAUAAUGACAGAGCGGCUCUUCACGUUAUUUACAGUUGACGGUAAAUAAUAUUACCUUCGUUACA
Molecule: messenger RNA, 1347 nt
Organism: Brachypodium distachyon (stiff brome)
Lineage: Eukaryota; Viridiplantae; Streptophyta; Magnoliopsida; Poales; Poaceae
Product: very-long-chain 3-oxoacyl-CoA reductase 1
Exons: 2
Cellular component (GO): endoplasmic reticulum
Molecular function (GO): ketoreductase activity
Source: RefSeq, a predicted model, not a curated record